GGGGCUUCUCUGUGGGCGCAUCCUGGCAAGAUUCCGAGACUUGGUUGGCUCUGCAUUAGUACAGGCAGUGGCUAAGACUGGGACCUGGAGGUCCUGGGCUCCUGUGAGCACUGAGGCUGUUAAUGGGAGAAGGGAAGGCAAUAUAAGCAAGAGUCCAGGGUGAAGGGCCACAGUCUGAGUCAUGAAGAAGAUCUUCAAGGGCCAUUUGCCCUGGUACUUCCUGGGCUUUAGACAUGGCAAUGCCGAGAACCAAGAAUGGCACAGGUACCUCACUGGCUACACACCUGUGAAAAAGAUACACAAAGCUGCAAGUAUGGGAGACAUAACCCAAGUGCAGAGGAUGCUCGAAUUUGGGGAUGUGGACGUGAACAUUACAGAUCGGAAGAAAAGGACUGCUCUGCACUACGCCUGCGCUCAUGGCCAGGCUGAAAUGGUGACUCUCUUGCUAUGGUAUGACUGCAACAUUGAAGCCCGAGACAGCGAUGAAAGUACAGCUCUGAUCAAGGCAGCACAGCGUCAGCACGAGGAAUGUGUAAAGAUUCUCCUGGAAAAUGGCGCCGACACAAAUGCCAUUGAUGCAAAUCAAAACACCGCUCUCCACUAUGCCGUCUACAACAAUAGCACCUCCAUAGCCACCAAACUUCUGGAGUUCAGAGCAGACACUGAAAUUAAGGCAAAGAAUGGCUACACACCACUUAUACUGGCAGUGCUGGAAAACAAACUUGAGAUGGUGGAGCUGUUGUUACGGGCCGCAGCCAAUAUAAAUGCCCUGGAUAACUACAAGAGGUCUGCCCUCAUCCAUGCUGUGAGAGCUCAGUCUAAAGACAUGAUCAGCCUUCUUCUCCAGCAGGGUGCUGAUAUGUCUUUGGUGGAUGUCUAUGGAGCAACCGCACAAAGUUACACUGUUUAUGAAACCUUUCAAGUGCUCUCCAAAGGCCCCAGCUCUACAACAGGAGAGGACAGAUAUAAUUCUGAUGCCAAGGAAGACUGCUUAUCCUGUGCACACUCCACCCAGGAUGAGGAAAGGAUGGCACAAUCGCCAGCGAAGGAAAAGGGAAACAGAGAUGCAGCUGACAAGCUGGGGAGCCAAGUUACUUUAGAAAACCAAGAGGAGGAGCUUGAGCCUUGUGAAGACUGCAGUUCAAAAGCAGAUAAAUGUUCUGCAUGCUACUCUAAAGCAAGCCUCGCCCACACACCUAGAACUUCCAAGCCCACAACAGAAGAAGAUGGAAACAGCAUCAGAUCCAAGAGGGACCCAGAUUCGGUUCUCAGCACCCACACGGUGGCUCUCAUCCAUCUGUAACUACAAUACCACGGACUCUGAAGAUUCUUCUGACCUUCACAGUCACCAUGCACGCAUGGGUGCACAUACAUACAUGCAGGCAGGACACUCAUACACAUAAAAUAAAACAAAUGUAAAAUGGCUU
Molecule: messenger RNA, 1427 nt
Organism: Myodes glareolus (Bank vole)
Lineage: Eukaryota; Metazoa; Chordata; Mammalia; Rodentia; Cricetidae
Source: RefSeq, a predicted model, not a curated record